AGCUCAAGCUACCCUUCCAUGUACCUCCCAGGCGCAAAACAGCCCAAGACUAGCCCACGACCAGAUAAACCACACCCAACGUUCCAUUACCGCCCUCCGAUCAGCCUAACCGUGCGCCACAACCUUGGUCCGGGCCCGGCACGCCGCCAUCACCGCACCCGCCCGCCCAACUAACAAACCCCUCUGCGAUCCCCGCGCGCAACCCCCUCUCCCAUGGCCGCCGGCGACGAUACAGGCGCUGCGGCCGCGUGCCCCGUCGACCACCGCCCCCGCGACGCCUGCCCCGUAGACCACAGCAGCAGCAGUAGCAGCAGCAGCAACAACAAUAAGCCACCAGAAGCAUGCCCCGUCGACCACAAGUCGCGCGAGGUGUGGCUAUCACAAGCCCGCGCGGCGGCGGCGGCAGCACCAUCGCCAACAGCGAGACCACCACCCAGCAAUGCCCCCGCCCCCGCCCCGUCCUGGAACCCCCUGACAUGGCGAGUCCCCUUCCUCUCCACCAGCUCGCCGGCGCAAAGCGCCACCCGGCCGCCAACACCACCGCCACCACCGCCGUCCACCCGCAGCGGCCACCUCGACGAGGCCCGCGUCGUCUCCUCCAUCCCGCGCGCCGUGCCCUCCUCCCCAUCCCCAUCCCCAUCCCCAGCCGCCGCCGCCAUCCCGUCCAACCACGAAAACGAAACGGGCGCCGACGCCGCGACGGGCAACUGGGUGUACCCGUCGGAAAAGAUGUUCUUUGAGGCGCUGCGGCGCAAGGGCAGCGCGGGCGGGCCCGACGGCGCGCGCGCCGCCGACAUGCGCACCGUGGUGCCCAUCCACAACGCCGUCAACGAGCGCGCCUGGCGCGAGAUCAAGGCCUGGGAGGCCCCCUACUGCGGCGGCGGCAGCGGCGUCGCAGCAGGCGCCGCGUGCCCCGGCGGGCCCCGCCUCGAGUCCUUCAGCGGCCUGGCCGCAAAGAUGUCGCCCCGCGCCCGCAUCAACACCUGGCUCGGCUACACGGCCCCGUUUGACCGCCACGACUGGGUCGUCGACCGCUGCGGCGUCAGGGUCGAGUACGUCAUUGACUUUUACGCCGGCCGCCCAGGGGGGCCCGCCGGCGCCGCGGUACCGCAGAAGCUCAACUUCUACCUCGACGUCAGGCCAAAGCUCAACACGUGGGAGGGUGUCAAGAUGAGGGCCUUGCGGGCGCUCGGCAUCGUCUAGACUCGGGUGGGGCACAGCAUGUACAAUAACGAACCAGCUAUCUGUAACAACAACAUAUCAACAUGUGUUGGCGGCACGACCCAGGUGUCGUGCUUGACGCCACACAUCUCCUACCGCUCCACGUGUGAAUCUCUUGUAUAACAUACAGGGCGCUACACUGCGUUGUAUCGUCUAAUGUGUAGAUUUCGCACGAAAUCAGGCCCAAAUAGUGAAGCGCCGUACCUCUUUGGCCUUCGACACCGUGCUAGAACAUAGAACAAGGCUUUACCGGGGAAGCAACCACUAACAAACGAAAACGGACGAGCAAAAACGACUUAAAACGUCCAUGUCAAACAAACAAGGCCCUUGUGCGAUUCUACAAGUCGCCGAACCCCGUGCCGCAUCGCGCAUGGCGGCGUGGCAACUUUCGAAGCAACUGCCCCCCGACCAAAUCACAUCCUGAGGGGACACGUCCCACGAGAGAGGGAGGGCGAAAGAACAUAAGAGGAGACGCGAGGAAAGAAGCUUCAAUCAUGCUUGACCUCCUGGGGUACUGAAUGGUAAGGGCCAGAGGUCGACGUGCCAUGGUAGUGUGGGAGAGGCUCCUUUUCCGAGGGCAGUACAACGGAUG
Gaeumannomyces tritici R3-111a-1 is the source of this 1813-nucleotide messenger RNA. Its product is annotated as cytochrome c1 heme lyase. Lineage: Eukaryota; Fungi; Ascomycota; Sordariomycetes; Magnaporthales; Magnaporthaceae. The coding region runs from base 214 to 1203 and encodes 329 amino acids. Gene Ontology annotation, molecular function: holocytochrome-c synthase activity. The transcript has a single exon. Gene Ontology annotation, cellular component: mitochondrion. The record is from RefSeq and is a predicted model, not a curated record. Gene Ontology annotation, biological process: cytochrome c-heme linkage.